Messenger RNA from Lodderomyces oxycetoniae, 264 nucleotides. It is a transcript of the gene RPS21B, whose product is annotated as 40S ribosomal protein eS21. Gene Ontology annotation, biological process: endonucleolytic cleavage in ITS1 to separate SSU-rRNA from 5.8S rRNA and LSU-rRNA from tricistronic rRNA transcript (SSU-rRNA, 5.8S rRNA, LSU-rRNA); endonucleolytic cleavage to generate mature 3'-end of SSU-rRNA from (SSU-rRNA, 5.8S rRNA, LSU-rRNA); translation. The record is from RefSeq and is a predicted model, not a curated record. The coding region runs from base 1 to 264 and encodes 87 amino acids. Gene Ontology annotation, cellular component: ribosome; cytosolic small ribosomal subunit. NCBI's taxonomy places the organism in Eukaryota, Fungi, Ascomycota, Pichiomycetes, Serinales, Debaryomycetaceae. The transcript has 2 exons. Gene Ontology annotation, molecular function: structural constituent of ribosome.
AUGGAAAACGAUAAAGGUCAAUUAGUUGAAUUAUACGUCCCAAGAAAAUGUUCUGCUACCAACAGAAUCAUUAAAGCCAAAGAUCACGCAUCAGUUCAAAUUUCUGUUGCUAAAGUUGACGAAAAUGGAAGAGCUAUUGCAGGCGAUAACAUCACAUAUGUUUUGAGCGGUUACGUUAGAGGCAGAGGUGAAGCUGAUGAUUCAUUAAACAGAUUAGCUCAACAAGAUGGUUUAUUGAAAAACGUUUGGUCAUACUCCCGUUAA